Molecule: messenger RNA, 600 nt
Organism: Venustampulla echinocandica
Lineage: Eukaryota; Fungi; Ascomycota; Leotiomycetes; Helotiales; Pleuroascaceae
Exons: 4
Coding region: 1-600 (199 amino acids)
Source: RefSeq, a predicted model, not a curated record
AUGAAGGUUAUCCUUUUUGGAAGCACCGGCUUCAUUGGCAAAGCAGUCCUGGAUCAAUGCCUAAAAAAUUACACUAUAACCUCCCUUAUCGCGCUCUCGCGCCGCGAUCUUCCUGAAGAAACCGCAAAUCCAAAGCUUACCGUAGUUAUUAUUAAAGAUUUCAAGUUGUACCCCGAGUCUGUUUUAGAACAGUUAAAAGGUGCGAAUGCUUGUAUAUGGUCGAUGGGAACGUAUAAUUGGGAUCCGGUAGUGGAGUUGGAAUACCCAGAAGCUUUUCAGGAAGCGCUAUUGAAGGUCUUGGAUGUCAAGAAUACGUUUACAUAUGUAUACCUUGGUGGUGCUUUCACGGAGUCGGACCAGGAGAAGAAUUUGUGGUUCUAUUCUAAAGGACGACGUAUGCGGGGGCUUGCCCAAUCAAAAUUCUUGGAGUAUGGAAAACAGAACCAGAAUGUGAAGACGUAUGUUGUGAGACCGGGAGGAGUUUUGGGGGGAGACGGAAGUGCUUUGCUGGGAUGUUUGUUACCAACGGUUUCGGUGCGGAGUCUAGCGGCAGUGAUGGCAGAUCUGGCUAUCAAUGGAGGGAGUGAGCAGAUGCAAUAA